Nylanderia fulva is the source of this 3987-nucleotide messenger RNA. NCBI's taxonomy places the organism in Eukaryota, Metazoa, Arthropoda, Insecta, Hymenoptera, Formicidae. The record is from RefSeq and is a predicted model, not a curated record.
UUUUUUCGUGCGUUCAAUGCAACUUUCUAUUUUAUAUUAUGAAUGCAUAUAUUCUUCCUGCUUUCCUCAGUCUUAAUUUUCUAGUAAUUUGCGGCAUUAAUUUUUAUAGUCCAUUUUUAUUCGAUUCAGAUUAUGCGAAAAAUCUUUAAAGACUCUAGCGAAUCGAUCGUAAAAGAAGUUUGUAUUUUGUCACGUUAGACGAUUUUUUUUUCUCCAAGAAAACGGUAAAAUCAACAGAUUGUAUUGCAAUGAUGUAUAUGCGGGUGUACCGCUAAUAGCAUAAAUGAGUCCGAUAAGAGACUCCGCGCGAUACGAACCGGGCCUUUCCGAGCGGAAUCGAUCAACCACGUCACGGUCCAAUGUUUUUACAUUCGCCGUAAACCUCAUUUAUUCGAAUCAUUUCUCUAUAAUCACGUUUGUAAAUAUAUGUAUAUGUGUAGCGCGUUGGCUUAUAUACCUGUAGCGGAAUUUCGAUAUUGUCGGUGCUCAAUUUCAUGAAUAUCGCGUGCCGCCUCGGGCAUUCAUUGACAUAUAUAGUCGUAGCUUUUAUUGCUGUAAAUACACAGAAACCUUUACGACUUGUAUACUCCGUCAAGAUAAAUAUUUCUCGGUUCUCUUACGUUGUCGGGAUGUCAUUUAGAUGGUGUUAUGCAAGGGGGAACUUGUAGGCAUAAAAAACGUCUCUCCCUGAUAGGUCGUAGGGGAGAAGCUCGACUUAAACUGAAUAAUGAAACGAUUAAUCAGAGUCUAAAGCAAGAUUGACGCGUUGUAAAUAUUGGACAAGUAAGCUAUAGUUCGUCAAAUCUUCAGUAACUUCGCGAAUAUAUAUACAGAAUCACGUGCUUUGUUUUCAUCAUUAAACCAAAGAAUUUUACCGUCUAAAAGAGACGCGCGCGAUGGCGCCAGGUAGAACAUAAUGGCAUAAUGACGUCACUUAAGUCAUUUUGGAAAACAAAAUUUUGAGAAUUAUAUAAAGCGAUUAUAUAUCUUAUAUUAGGGAGCUUUUAAAUCUAUAAUUCCUUUUGUCAACUUUAAAUAAUUUUUUUAUCAUUUUUGUCAAGAUAACUUUUAAGUGAUGAAUAAAAUUAUUAUGACGUCAUGAAUGUUAUAUUCUACCUGGGGAUAUAUAUACACAACAUUUAAACGUAAUAAAAUUUAAUCAAAUAUAUGACAUCUUUUAACAAAAUAUUAUCGAUGUCGCGUCCGCACAUUCAUCUAUCUGCGUUUUCAUCAUCGAUCUUAACAUAGCAUUAAAAUAUAAUCCAUUAACACGCCAUUAAGGUAUAAAAAUAAUUAAUCGAUCGCGGCGCGAAAGCGCGCGCAAACUUUUCUCCCGCCACGAGACUUUAUCUUUUCAUACGAAAGAAGAAGAUAGUUUGGGGUAAUAAUUUAUUUUUGCAAUAUAUCUUGCGUCCAGGCACUUGUAUAUGCGACGCUAUCGCUCGCUGUAAAGUAUAAGACGAUUCUCGCCAAAGUGCGAGGCGGGGGAUGGACGGGGGUGGUCGAUAUUAACUCCGCGAAGCACCUUACCUCGCGGAGAACCGCGGUGGCUGAAGUUAGUCACAUGCCGGCCGCGGUCGAGUGUACUCGCUUAUUUGUACUGGAGCGUCUCUCCGCUGCUUCAUCUAAACAUCGAUGAGCGAUCAGGCGUCGUCGGAUUCGCGAUCGCGGGAGAUGAUGAGGGAUAAUCGGUGGUUCCUGAAGGACGAGACGUAGGGGGAUAUGUCCGGCUGCUUGUCGUCAUCUAUGACAGGCUCGACAGAUGCGGGGCCGCUGCAGCCCCAGGAAGAUCCCGUGCCGCCAUCGACUUACGACCUUAGACCCUUGUCCGAGGGCGAUGGCUCGUCGGCGAGGCGAGGCUGUCGUCAUCGUCAUCAGUUACGACGUCGGAUGACGUCCGCUCCGCCGUCCGGACAAACGAUACAGCUGACUCCACUCUGGGAACACGUAGUGCGAACGCGUAGGUUUCCAUCCGAGAUCGACACUCAGGCCACCUUCAUUGAGAUCUCCGAGAGACUUCGAGACCCGGAAUGGGAGGUGCGCCAGCACGCUCUGCGAGUGCUAAUGGACGUUCUACCGACGCUGAAUGCCGAUGUCGUUGACAAGGUCAUGCAACCGGUGGUGCCGGAGCUGAUCAAUAAUUUGGGGCAUCCAGCGCCGGCGGUACGCAAGGGCGCCUUGGACGCGCUGCGGGUCUACCUCAUUCACCCCAACAAAGACAGCGUGGUCAAAAACAUCCUUCACGACGGCUUGAAUCGACCGGACGCUCACAAUCCAUUUCAGACGAACGUGACAACGGGGGUGAUUCUGAGUGCUCCGCUGCUGCUUUUUCCAUCCUCCGACAGUCCUCCACCGACCACGCAGAUCCUGAAAGACGCCACGAUCGCCUUUGCCGCACGACUGGUCCAGGUACCGCACCAGGAGGCCGUUCUCAAAUCCCUCAUGAAGAUUCGCGAUGAGGUCGGCGACGAAGAAUUCGAGAGCUACCUGGCGGAUUACGACGACAAGCUGAAAAAGAACAUCGACGUUCUCUCCAAGAUUUACAACAUCAAGCCAACGACCAAGAAGAAGCGAGAGAGAAAUCGCGCGCGGGAUAUCGUCAAACCCGACACGAAGGAACGUACCUUGGACAAGAGCUGGGACAGCGACAGCGACACUUCCGGUAUUGCUGAAGAAGAGGAUGAAGGCGCGAUACCACCAGCGAGAGUUGUUCUGGAGACCGAGAUCAAGUUCAACGAAGAGACGGCCAUCACGAUGACGAUCCUGGAGGAAAAGGAGGAGGAUGAGAGCGGGAAUUCGGCCUCCUCGGAUAAACGGAAGACGCCGAGACGCGUCCGCUUCGGCGGCGAGAUCGUCAAGUUGAGGACACCCGACAGCGACGAGACGGAAUCGAUCGAGAUAACACCUAAGACGAGGAUCCCGCUUCCUGUAUCGCCAGCUACCAAGAUGCCGGAAACGACGAAUCGGAGACGACCAUCGUCGCAGCCCUGUAGUCCCUACGCGGGAGAGAAACGAAGAUCGAAGAGGGUUUCCAGGUCGGCAUCCAGCAGCCCCAAGAGAGAAUACACUCACAACGCGCAACUGAGUCCUAAGAAGAGUAUCCUCACACGAACGGACGGUCCUCUCAUCGUUAUCGAUUCUACGGAAGAAGCUAAGAGAAAAAAAGAUAGGAAAAGCGGCGAAGCAGUUUUGGAGGAUAAAGCUUUUUCCAAGGUGAAUGAUAGUUCGAAAGAAGUUAACGAGACGUCGAGGAAGGAAGACGCUGCUUUAGCUCAAACAACUUUGUAUUCAGCGAAUAAAGAGGAUAAACUGAUCAAGGAUAAUGAAAAUAACGUGUCCAAGGCAGCUCAAGUUGCAACCCCGAAGAAUGCAUCAUUAAGGGGAGAACAAACGAUCCUUGAAGGAAAUCACGUGAUCGAUGAAAGCGUUUCCGAAACCGCCUCGCGACGAGAGAAGACUUCAUCGCCGACAAAGCUGUUGAAUCCAAGUCGUUCGAAGACGACUGAAGAAAAUAAGGACGACGAAAUGGAGAGAGGACGCUCGAAUGAAGACGUUCGGAAGGCAUCGAUCGAGCAGAGCAAUUUUACCCGCGAUUUUUCCAACAAUCUGCCAUUCGGGUCGCCGAUUAACGGCGAAUGCGAGGCGCGAAUAGAUCGCCUGGUUGGCGGCGAUUUCGUCGACGACGAACGGGAGGACGUGCGCAUUUUCGACGACGGCGAAGGACGAAGGGGACGAAGCGGUCAAUGCUCCGGCGACCGGAAGAGCGCGUCGGAGGGGAACGGAAGUGUCACUUGCAGCAGCAGCGAGGGCGAGGGAAAACCGCGAGAACCUAGCUGGGAGGAAUUAGGGUUGGUCGGUCAAGAGGUGCUGGACGAUCUGCACAAUAAGGGCAGGGUAACGCUCGGCUUCUGGGACUCGCGGCGAGGAUUAACAUGCUCAUUCGGGGGACCCUUGACUUUAGGACAGGUCGCCGGUCCGAUACAUUAG